CACGAGUCGCAAUCGGAACCUGCUGUGAAACGGUCGCCAACCAACAACGCGCUAUAAACAACUCGUUAUUAAACGAUUUAAAUCAAAAAUCUCUGAACCACAACAUGGAUAUUCCCUCCAUAGCCAUGCACUGAGAAAAAAGCAAAGGUCUUGUAACAGAGUGAGAGUUGGUGCCUCGAGAUUCGAUGAGUGAUAGUGAGUGCAGCCUUGAUUUAGCCGCUGAAUGAGUUAACACUCGGUUUAGAUUGUGUCUUGGCCCUUAUCUAACUACCAUACGUAGAAGAUCUAAUCGCAAUCGUACUACGAUAACCACUGAUAAAGUUUAAAACAAAACGCAAAAGAACUUGAAAAGAAAACAAAUGCAAUAUUUGUUUAAAAGACACGAGUAGACCGACAAAAUUAGUUCACAAAUUGGCUAAUGCAAAUUUGGAUUGCUCAAUUUUUGUUAUUCAAAAAAUAAAAUAAUACUGAAAACUUUAUGUGAUAUAAAGUUCAAAGUGCGCCCCCCAACUCGAGUGCAAGUGGAACUACAUGACAAUUAGACAUCCAGCAACGGCAUCUAAGGGAAUCACAAACAGCAACAAAAUGACAAACUGCCAAAGUUCAGUGUUCAUAGUCGUAGGGACCCUGCUUUCCAUUCUGGUAGCAGCGCAAUCGGCACCCGUUUCCACCACCACACAGGCAGAGAUCUACCUGUCCCAGUUCGGCUACCUACCCGCCUCGGCUCGCAAUCCGGCCAGCAGUGGCCUCCACGACCAACAGACCUGGGUGAGCGCCAUCCAGGAGUUCCAGAACUUUGCCGGCCUGAACAUCACCGGCGAGCUGGAUGAGGAGACCAUGAAACUGAUGUCCCUGCCCCGAUGCGGUGUGAGGGAUCGUGUGGGCACUGGAGACAGUCGCUCCAAGAGGUACGCCCUGCAGGGCAGUCGCUGGCGCGUCAAGAACCUCACCUACAAAAUCUCCAAGUACCCGAAGCGAUUGAAGCGUGUGGAUGUGGAUGCUGAGAUUGCCCGCGCCUUCGCCGUCUGGUCCGAGGACACCGAUCUAACCUUCACCAGGAAAACCUCCGGCCCAGUUCACAUCGAAAUCAAAUUCGUGGAGAGCGAGCAUGGUGAUGGCGACGCCUUUGACGGACAGGGCGGCACUCUGGCCCACGCCUUCUUCCCAGUUUUCGGAGGAGAUGCCCAUUUCGACGACGCCGAGCUCUGGACCAUUGGAUCGCCCCGUGGCACCAAUCUCUUCCAGGUGGCGGCUCAUGAAUUCGGUCACUCCCUGGGACUGUCCCACUCCGAUCAGAGUUCCGCAUUGAUGGCUCCCUUCUAUCGCGGCUUCGAGCCCGUUUUCAAGCUGGACGAGGACGACAAGGCAGCUAUCCAGUCCCUGUACGGAAGGAAGACCAACCAACUGAAGCCCACAAACUACUAUCCGCCCACCACCCUGCGUCCGUCGUUCACACCACCUAAGGUUCCGCUUGACGACUCCAUCUGCAAGGACUCCAAGGUCGACACGCUCUUCAACUCGGCGCAGGGUGAUACGUACGCCUUCAAGGGCGACAAGUACUACAAGCUGACCACAGACUCCGUCGAGGAGGGCUAUCCCCAGCCCAUCUCCAAGGGCUGGCCGGGACUGCCGGGCAACAUCGAUGCCGCCUUCACGUACAAGAACGGCAAGACGUACUUCUUCAAGGGCACCCAGUACUGGCGGUACCAGGGACGUCAGAUGGACGGCGUUUACCCCAAGGAGAUCAGCGAGGGAUUCACCGGCAUUCCGGAUCACAUCGACGCGGCUAUGGUUUGGGGAGGCAACGGCAAGAUCUACUUCUUCAAGGGCAGCAAGUUCUGGCGCUUCGACCCGGCCAAGAGGCCACCGGUUAAGGCCAGCUACCCCAAGCCCAUUUCCAACUGGGAGGGAGUACCAAACAAUCUGGAUGCUGCGCUCAAGUAUACGAAUGGGUAUACCUACUUCUUCAAGGGCGACAAAUACUACCGAUUCCAUGAUGCCCGAUUUGCGGUGGAUACGGCCUCGCCUCCAUUCCCCAGACCCACCGCCCACUGGUGGUUCGGCUGCAAGAACACGCCAUCGUCCACAGGUAAUAUCGUGGAGGGUUCGGACUCUGAGUUCGAACAGCACGCCCUCAUCCCGCAUGCCGACGAUGGCAACGGUGGUGACUUCGACGCAGCCGUUGGCGAUCAUCAGUCGAACGAUGAGCCUCUGGAACCGGAAACGGCCGAGCGAACCGGAAACGGUGCCAACUCGCUGAACAAAGUAACGAGUAGCUCUGCCGUCAACACUGUGAUCACAACCAUCCUGAUGUGCCUUGUCUCCAAACUCAUCGUUAGCUAAAAGAGCCUCAGAUCCGUAGUAACCAAUCAAUAGGCAUUGCAUUUUGUCAACCACACGAACAAAAUUAUCACCAACUGGAGUAAAGUUUCUAAAACUUUACCGCAUGUUGGACACUAAACGGAAAUUGCUUGAAUUUCAAAUGCGUACCGUCGACAUAUCGAGCAAAAACGAUGAGAGGAAAUCCAAAUCGGAGUAGAAAUUAGAAUUAUAAAAAUAAAUACGAGAAAUACAAUUCGAAAUCAAACGGAAUAUCAAUUGUAAAUUGAGCGAUCAGCAUGUGAAACAGGUGCCUUAUCAAAUACAUUUUGUUGUUGUGUAAAUAAAAUCAGCCUUAAAUAUAAUAAAAUAGUUUAUAACAUUCCGCAUUCGAAACGACACACCUAUCAGGAGUCAUGUCAUAGCAGAAAUUCUUUAUGUACUGUAUGUAGUUUUUUGGUAAUGACAAAUUGCGAUAUUAAAUUUAACGAGCCAUACACAAAAAUAAUACAAAAACAAAUAUUGGAUAAAACAAAAUUUAAUACUGAACGAUUCAAAAUGAGAACAUUGUACUUUAGUUUAGAUAUAAUUGUUGAUGUGCGCAUAUGGAACAUGAACUCCCGAAAGUUCCUAAAAAUGUGCUACAAUUUUGCAAACUGUAAAUGUUUUUAAGUUUUUCUUUCAAAGCACGAUCGAUGCGCGUCCUCCUGACUUGACCACAUAUAAACUAAUAUGAAAAUCAUCAUCGAGUACAUAUGAUUAUUGUAUAAGUGAUAUUUAAGCCAGUCCCUUAAGCGAUAUUUGUUCGGGUUUAAUAUUUAAAACCGAAAUAUUAUUUAACUUAUGUAUUAUUAUGUAUAAUUUUAUUUUGUAUACCAUAAUUGUACGCUGAAACUAAGAGAAAUUGAAGAAAAACAAAACAAUAACAAAUAAAAAAGAAACUAAUAA
This is a messenger RNA of Drosophila bipectinata, 3267 nucleotides long. It is a transcript of the gene Mmp1, whose product is annotated as Matrix metalloproteinase 1. Gene Ontology annotation, biological process: collagen catabolic process; proteolysis; extracellular matrix organization. The record is from RefSeq and is a predicted model, not a curated record. Lineage: Eukaryota; Metazoa; Arthropoda; Insecta; Diptera; Drosophilidae. Gene Ontology annotation, molecular function: metalloendopeptidase activity; zinc ion binding. Gene Ontology annotation, cellular component: extracellular matrix.